UUGCCUUCUCCCCGCACGGGACGAGAGGCAGCACUUCAAGUCGGGGAAGAGGAGAGGCAGGCAGCCAUUCCUUGGCUCUCCACCUAGAAGGGCUCCAAAGGCCAAGGGGUGAGGCCUAGUCGCUCCUCUCUUCUGAGUUUGAAAACAUCUUUCAAGCUGACAAACCAACAAUGAGAAUAUGAAGAGAAACAAGUAAUUCAGUCUUGGCGUUGAAUUGCUGUGUCCGACAGAUUCAAUCAAUAAGGAAGAUGCUGUGUCCGACCGAUUGAACAAGGAGUAACCGAUCAUGACCAUGUGCUGAAGUUUCUAAUAUCAGCCAAGAUGAAUACCUUUCUUCUGCUUCUGACUUGGAGUUUAAUCUUCAGUUUAGCACAUGGGCACAGCUUAUUCACUUGUGAGCCCAUUCAUAUCCCAAGAUGUACAUCAAUGUCCUACAAUAUGACGUUCUUCCCCAAUAUAAUGGGGCAUUACGAUCAAUAUACUGCAGCUCUACAUAUGAAGCCGUUCCUUCCUCUUAUGAAUAUUGAGUGUUCACCAGAUGUUUGUACAUUUUUGUGCAAAGCAUUUGUGCCUCUCUGUGUGGAACCAGCGCGUGUAAUUCACCCAUGCCGAAGUCUUUGUGAAAGAGUUUACUCUGACUGUAAACAAUACAUGGACACCUUUGGAAUCACCUGGCCUGAGGAGCUUGAAUGCAACAGAUUGGAGGAUUGUGAUGAAACUGCUGCCGUCACUCCUUUUGCAACCACAAGAGCCCAUGGCACACAGAAGACCCUACGACAGCCUAGAAGAGAUUAUGGAUUUUGGUGUCCACGUCAUCUGCAGACUUCCAGAGGACAAAGCUACAAGUUUUUGGGAAUUGAUCAGUGUGCACCUCCAUGUCCCAACAUGUAUUUCAGUGACCAUGAGCUAGAUGUUGCCACAAGCUUCAUUGGGAUUGUUUCAAUAUUUUGCCUCUGCGCCACUCUGUUUACAUUCCUUACAUUUUUGAUAGAUGUUAAGCGGUUCAGGUAUCCAGAGCGGCCGAUCAUAUAUUACUCUGUUUGUUACAGCAUAGUGUCGCUUGUCUACUUCCUUGGCUUUCUUUUGGGCAAUAGAAUAGCCUGCAAUCAAGCAGAUGAAAAGCUCCAACUCGGUGCCACAGUUGUUCUUGGUUCUCAGAACAAAGGCUGCACAAUUGUUUUUAUGGCCUUGUAUUUUUUCACAAUGGCCGGAACUGUAUGGUGGGUGAUUCUCACAGUCACUUGGUUCCUCGCUGCCGGGCGCAAAUGGAGUUGUGAAGCUAUUGAACAGAAAGCAAUGUGGUUCCAUGCUGUUGCCUGGGGCAUGCCUGGCUUUCUCACUGUUAUGCUGCUGGCGAUGAACAAAGUGGAAGGUGACAACAUCAGUGGUGUUUGUUUUGUUGGCCUCUAUGACUUAGAUACAUCCCGAUACUUUGUCCUUUUGCCUUUGUGCCUUUGUGUUUUUGUUGGUUUGUCUCUUCUUCUAGCGGGAAUAAUUUCUCUAAACCAUGUGCGGCAAGUCAUACAGCAUGAUGGCAGGAAUCAAGAGAAGCUGAAGAAAUUCAUGAUUCGAAUUGGUGUCUUCAGUGGCUUAUACCUAGUACCUCUAGUAAUGCUCUUGACAUGCUACACCUAUGAACAAGUGUACAGAAAGAUCUGGGAAAUCACUUGGGUGUAUGACCAUUGUGAUGAGUUCCAUAUACCUUGCCCCUAUCAGGUCAAGACAUUAGCGAGGCCUGAAAUGUUUUUGUUUCUGAUGAAAUAUCUGAUGACCUUAAUUGUUGGCAUCUCUCCAGUCUUCUGGGUGGGAAGCAAAAAGACCUGUUCAGAAUGGGCAAAUUUCUUCAACAGGAAUCGCAAAAGAGACCCAAUCAGCGAAAGCCGGAGAGUGUUGCAAGAGUCAUGUGAAUUUUUCUUAAAGCACAACUCUACAGCAAAGCACAGAAAGAAGCACUACAAAUCCAGCUCUCACAAGCUGAAGGUAAUUUCUAAAUCAAUGGGGACCAGCACAGGUGUCACAACCAAUCAUGGCACUUCUGCAGCAGCAAUUGCAAACCAUGAUUACUUGAGCCAAGAGACUUUCACUGAGAUCAAAAGCUGCCCAGAAUCAUCUGAGAAAAAUUUGGAAGCAGAUGGAGCGGCCAGCCAAAAAGUGGAGGAGGAGGAGUUUGCCCACAGUGUAAAGAGUGGAUUGUCCAUGGUAACCAGCCCUAAAGUGCCUUUGGAACAAGUAGAAAAGAGCAGCAAGGCAGACAAUGUGCAAAAUAUCAGCUUCUCAGAAAGUGUGAAGAGAGCGGCUGAAGGAAGGACAACUCCGAAAAGUGACUUUAUUGAAGCUCUACCACUUCAAGCCAGUCAUCCACCCCUCGAUAUUUCCCAGACAGGCAGCCUGAAAGGGUCGGCUUCGUUAUUUGCCCACUCUUCUUCAGAUUCAAGACGAGCCCAGGAGUCUGGUCAUAGUUCAAAUGGUUAAAGAUGCAAAAUACUACUGUGAAUAUUUUUUCAGGUCAUAAAAUUGAUGGAUUCCUUGUUACACUGGAAAUGAAUGUUGCAUUGUGUCUUGUAAGUUAGCACUGUGCACAUCUGUAUAGACUGCACUUCUGGCAAAACUUAAUUUUUAUUGUAAUGAUUCCUAGUUGUUCACACUCCAAAAGUUUACCAGCUACCUGUAGGCCUUGGAAAAGAAAAUGAGGGCAGAAUGUAACUUACCAUUUAGUACAUACUUGAAUCUGUCAGCAGUACACAUUUGUAGCAGUUUGAUAUCACUUCAGCUGUCAUAGCUGCAUCCUGAGGCAUCCUAGUACUGUACUUGCACUGUCUGCAAAUUCUUUGCUAAUUUAUCGUGGUGCUGCAAACAAACUGCAAAUCCCAGCAUUCUGUAGGGUGACGUCAUGACAGCUAAGACAAUAUCAAAUCUGUAACUGUGCUGUAGAUAAGUGCUGUUUGCUAGGUUACGUUAGAGCAGGUAUCGGCAAACUUCGGCCCUCCAGGUGUUUCGGACUUCAACUCCCACAAUUCCUUACAGCCUACCGGCUGUUAGGAAUUAUGAGAGUUGAAGUCCGAAACACCUGGAGGGCCGAAGUUUGCCCAUGCCUGCAUUAGAGCAACAAGAAAGAUAUGAUACUCUGAAAUAUUUUGGGAAAACUUACUUUCCUGUGAGAAGUGCUAUUUACUGUUUUAAAACCAUAAAAUAGCUGUGCCACAGAUACAGGGCAAGCUAGUAUUUAAAGAUAUUGCUUGAGAUUAUCAUUACAAGCAGCUAUGUGUUUUACGUAGAGCUCAGAGGUGGCUCAUGGCUUUUUGUGUAAGCGGAGCAGUGAAUGUAUGCUACAUUUUACCCCUAAACUCUAUGUAAAAGAUCUGAGUGAGGCACAGAAUUCUAUGUACAGAAUAUAUCCACUAUAUAGCUAAUUUAAGAUUGAAAUCUGCAAUGGAUUCGUUGACCCGUUGAUUUGGGGGCAACCAGCUUAAUACAGAAUAAGGUAAAGGUAAAGGUUUCCCCUUGACACUCAGUCUAGUGUCCGACUCUGGAGGAUGAUUAUUACCUCUAUUUCUAAACUGAAGAGCCGGCGUUGUCCGUAGACACCUCUAAGGUCAUGAGCAUGGCCAUACAGCCUGAAAAACCUACAACAACCCGGAAACAUGGACCUUCUUUAGAACAGAUGUGGGGGACAUUUGACACUUCUGGCAUGUUUGAUUAUUACUCUAACAGCCUUUUAAGUAUUGAUCAUGAUGGCCGGGGCCUUUGAAGGAUUACAUCCAAAAUAUAUAUUUUGAGGUGGUGUGUGGUGGGGUGUGGUUCCUCACUCAUACUUUGCAAUGUAUUCAUUUCAAAGGGCUUGUUUACACUGACGAAAAUAAUAAUUGUUUCACACAUUUUCACAGUUAGUAGUGACCCUUUUAAUGCCACACAUAUCACAAAUACUGUGGCACAAUUACCACGACAGGCCACACAUUUCUCCCUGGGGAACUUACCUUGGUGCUAGAGAGCAGUCAACAAUCUCCAAUAUUAUGCAUUGGCUACAAACUGUAGCUGCGCCCCUCUUUCCCUUUCCCAGUAUGCAUGUGAGUAUACACACACACACACACACACGGAUUAAACCCUUGUGCCAGCAGGACUGAAGACCAGCAGAUAGGAGGUUCAAAUCUGGGGAGAGCGCAGAUUAGCUCCCUCUGUCAUCUCCAGCUCCAUAUGCGGGAUCAUGAGAGAAGCUUCCCACAAGGAUGAUAAAAUUAUCAAAAACAUCCGGGCUUCCCCUGGGCAACAUCCUUGCAGAUGGACAGUUCUCUCACACCAGAAGUGUCUUGCAGUUUUUCAAUUCGCUCCUGACUAUCUAUCUAUCUAUCUAUCUAUCUAUCUAUCUAUCUAUCUAUCUAUCUAUCUAUCUAUCUAGUAGGGAUUAUAUAAUAGGUUUGGGGGACUUGCUUUUGAAAAGUUCUGGAUUGGAAUUCUAAAAAUCAGAACUGAUACCCAAAGUGGGAGAGACUGAUUUCUUAUGUAUAGUCGUCUUGCAAGGAGUUUGGGGGUCCUGCCUUAAUGUUAGAAAAAGCAUAGCGAGUCAGAGACAGGGUUUUGGCAUCUGUUCUCAAAGAUCUUUCAUUUUGUUUAGGGGAUCGGUAAUGCUGCUCGUGCUUAAUUGAAAGGGAACAGCACACUUCCUAUGUUCAGAAGCACUUUUAGUAUAUUCCUACAGGCUAGCAGUUGUUUACCCUUGGCUGACAAGCCUAGGCACAAUUGUAGACUUCUGCCUAUUGGAAUCUCAUGGUUUUUAUUGAUGAGCUUCUCAUAAGUGAAUGAUGGUCUCACUGGUGAGUAAUGUUUAUAGCGAUGAGUAAUUCUAUGACACUAACAUUGCUGUACUUUUAUAACUUUUCUGCAUCUGUGCCUAUUCUGAGAAUUGCAUUUUUAAGCGAGUAUAGUUAAUUUGUUAAGCAGACCUAGUUUUUGCAUUAUAUUUUGUGGGUUAUGUUCAGGAUGCAAGAUAAAACUACUGCAUUAAAAAAUUAUGUAAAUGAAAGGUGAAUAAGGAGGCUUGUUCUGAUGGACCAAUUCUUGAUUUAAACGUGGAAUGCUGAAUUUUGAAUGUAUUCUGUUCUCUGCAUUAUGUAACUUUGUAAUUUAUUACUGUAAGCAAAGAGUAUUGGGGUUUUUACUGGAUCGUUAUUUUCAGCGCACAGUAUUUUUGCAGUAAUGAGAAAAGCCUGACACUAUUGUAAAUAUUCAGAGGUGGAAAAACUUUAAAUGCUCUUUUAUUGCCAUGUCUGUAAUUUUUUAAAAAUUUUGUACACAUUUUGGCACAUGUAUUUUUUACUAUCAAGGUCAAUAAAGUUUCUAUACUAUAUAAAA
Anolis sagrei ordinatus is the source of this 5346-nucleotide messenger RNA. RefSeq names its product frizzled class receptor 6 (gene FZD6). The record is from RefSeq and is a predicted model, not a curated record. Gene Ontology annotation, biological process: non-canonical Wnt signaling pathway; canonical Wnt signaling pathway. Gene Ontology annotation, cellular component: plasma membrane. NCBI's taxonomy places the organism in Eukaryota, Metazoa, Chordata, Lepidosauria, Squamata, Anolidae. Gene Ontology annotation, molecular function: Wnt receptor activity; Wnt-protein binding.